CAGAGUACACCGGGAAACGGACAGAGGAACAUGGCGCAGGGUCGGUGAGGAGGACGCUGAGCAAUUGAGGGUUAUAUUCCGUCGAUAUUUCUGAGAUCAUGCUGAAAUCCUAAAAUGAGAGUGUGAAAUGGUCUCACUUCCGAAGUCUUGGAUAUCUACCACUGCCCCUUUGAUGAAUAAUAGGAAAACGCCUCUCAGGAAUACCUGCAAUUGCAUUCAUAAACAUUUCUUUAGGACUUACAACCCCUGAGCAUUGUUUUUGAUUCACAAACGUCACAUUUUCAUCUGAUUAUUACAUUGGAAAAUGGCUGAGAGAAAUAAAAGGAAUAUAGAGGUCCCACAAGGAGUUGAUAGACUUCGAGUGGAGCAUAAAAAGGUGGUGCAAGGCUGCGAAGGUCAGAUCCAGCACUGGGAGAUGGUAAAAGGCGACUAUGAAGCCCUCGAGGAUCGACUCAAAACUCUUCCAGAUCAGGUGUCCUAUGACAUCAUGGUGCCGUUUGGUCCUUUGGCCUUCAUGCCUGGGAAGCUGGUCCAUACCAAUGAGAUCACCGUGCUGCUGGGGGACAACUGGUUUGCAAAGUGCUCUGCCAAGCAGGCCCAGAAGCUCGUGGAGCACAGGAAGAAACAUGUAAAUAGUGCGCUGGAUGACUUGCACAAGACGAGGAAGAACUUUGAAGCCAGAGUUGGGUUCACAGAGGAUCUAGAAAAACUCUCAGGCGCUAAAGGGGACUAUGUGGAAAUCAGAGAAGAGGUUGGAAGUAUUGAAGAAAUUGUCAGCAAAGGAAAGCAGCGUGUGGCCCUUAAGCCCCACUCUAAGCCAAAGAUGGAGGCUGUUGUGAAGAUAGAGGAAGAAGAGGAGGUGGACGAAGAGGGCGGUGGAGAGGGAGAUGGAGGGAGCAGGAGAGGAGUGCUGUCUGAGGAGGAGCUAUGGGCCAGACUGGACGAGCUGGAAGUGCUGGAGGAGCAGGAAGAGGAGCGUCACAGACGGUUUGACAGUGCAGACACCAAUGGCAACGGCAACGACGACACAACAUCCUCUUCCUCUGAGGAGGAGAAGGAGGGAGAUAGCGGCAGCCAUCAUCGUGUCAAUGGACAUGAUGAGAGGAGCAAAGGCAGGACGUCUGUGCCUCACAACGGUGACCAACUCAACGGUACAGCCCAGUCAACCAGGGACGGGGAGGAGGAGGAAGGCAACUGUUUGCCUACCAUCUAUUUCUCUCAUACGGUGGAACCUAAGAAGGUGAGGAUAAACACAGGGAAGAACACCAUGUUGAAGUUCAGUGAGCUGAAAGAACAGAAGCAGCAAGCCAAGAGGAAAAAGAAGAACGGUACCAGCAACGGCCACUCUCACCACGGGCUCCACAACAUCACCACGCCCACAGACCUCUACAGGUUGUUUGUGGAUGUGAAGAACGGCGAGCCCAUCCCCAGGAAGUCCAUCCUGAAGUCCCGGAGCAGAGAGAGCAGUGUGUGUAGCGACACCAGCGAGAGCAGCGCUGCUGAUUUCGAGGAGCGCCGGACGUUCGGACGCACUCUGAGCCAUGACGAGAACACGUACAGCGACACCAGCGACGGCAUCACGGAGGAGGACAGCCCCACCGGGGUCCCUCUGCACCCCACCAGCCGCUUCCAGGCCUUUUCAGGCACAGUGGUUGAGAAGGAGCCCAUUCCCUCGUCGAUCCCUCAAUUCACCAUUGCUCUGCAAGCGCUGCCCACCAUCCCAGAGAGGAAGCUGGAGGAGGUGGCCCCCGAAGCCCCCCAGGAGGCCCCCAAGAGGGUGUCCAAGUUCAAAGCUGCCCGGCUGCAGCAGAAGUGACCCAGCAGAGCCAGUCUCCAGGAUCCACACUACUGGCUCCUUUUUUAACAUUGAUUUUCUACACCUACACUUUUUUGAGUCGGACAGACCGUGAACACACACUAUGAUCUGCCAUGGCUCUUAUUUUUUGCAUCACUCGUCAAGCCUCACUUCUUCUCUUUGAUAACGCUUUUCCUGUUAGUACACAUGGUUUCUAUUGCAAUAUGGCUAUUCUGUAAGAGGCAGUACUCUGUAAGAGUAGCAUAACAUAGUUGAGAAGGCAACCCAACGCCCUCACGCUUAACCAUUUACCUGCCUUGUAUAAUGGAACAUUAAGCUUUUUAGCUAUGAACCCCGUUCUUUAUGAGUUAGUACUUCACUGCAAUAUGUAUUUAAGUAAAGAGGUAGUUUAUUUAGAACCCUCGUCCUCCAACAUUAUGGCACUACACUAGUCAACACUGCCUAGGUGCUCAUUUUAUGGUGGUUGGUCUUGUCAGUGUCUUGACUAUACUCUGUGACAAGGCCAGUGGUUUACCACUCUAUUAAUUGUUUGAUUCAUGAUUUUGCCUGCUAUGCUAAGACGACAUACUCUGCAUCAUUGAAUUUAUUUUUGCCUUUUCCUUUCUUAAUUAUUCUACACAGGGUCAGAUGCUAACUACCCUGUAUUGCCCCAAUCCCCUUGUACCUGCCUAUUGAAUGUAUGUCCACCUCUGUGACCAGCUUUAUGUGAAAAAUAAAUAUUGUUGUAAACUGGAAUGAAAAUAAAAGAUUUUUGGACAAAG
Molecule: messenger RNA, 2577 nt
Organism: Coregonus clupeaformis (lake whitefish)
Lineage: Eukaryota; Metazoa; Chordata; Actinopteri; Salmoniformes; Salmonidae
Product: unconventional prefoldin RPB5 interactor 1
Exons: 10
Coding region: 305-1816 (503 amino acids)
Biological process (GO): negative regulation of transcription by RNA polymerase II; negative regulation of phosphatase activity
Molecular function (GO): transcription corepressor activity; chromatin binding; phosphatase inhibitor activity
Source: RefSeq, a predicted model, not a curated record